AAAACACAGUUUGUUUUGGGUUCAGAGCCAGCUCCCCUCCCAGCCUCUCAGCUGCUGUUUGUUUGUGUUUACAGAGACCAGCAACAUAACUGAGAGAUACACCCUGAUUGAAGAACUGAAAACCUGGACUGAAGCUCAGCAGUACUGUAGAGAACACCACACCGACCUCGUCAGUAUAAAGAACGCCAGUGAAAAUGAAGAAAUAGUGAAGAAAGCACAGGGCAAGCCCUUCUGGAUAGGCCUGUUCAAUGAGCCCUGGAAGUGGUCACACCAGGGGGAUAGCUACACAUUUCACAACUGGAACUAUGGGCAACCAAACAAUCUGGGAGGCAAUCAGAACUGUGUGUUGAUGAGUAAGACUGGUGGAUGGAAUGACUAUGAUUGCAACGAUCAGAACUCCUUCUUCUGCUGUGAGGGCGGCUCCUCUGGUCAGUGUUUCUAUGAAGGAACUGGGAAGACAUGGCAGGAAGCUCAGAGCUACUGCAGAAACCAAGGCAGAGACCUGCCCAGCAUUCAAGACCAGGCCAGGGUUAAUAAGCUUAUAGGUCUUAUACCUUCAACUAGUAACUCGGGUCACUGGAUCGGGCUGUAUCAUGACAAGGAGAACUGGCAGUGGUCCAGUGGAGGUGAUGUCAUCUCCUUCAACUGGGGACGAUACCUCUUCUGUGCUUCAGUCAAUGCGGAGGGAGAGUGGGAGGAUUCACUCUGCAGUCAGAGUAACUAUUUCAUGUGCUACAGCGAUAAGAUGGCAAUAGCAAGGGUCAAACUAAACGUACCCGAAGGAGUGAAUCUUGAAGACCCUAAAGUGAGUGAAGCCAUUUUAGAGCAGAUUCGGGAGCAUCUCUCCAAGAACUUUCCAAUGGACGGUGUUAAUCUGCGCUGGAGAAAACAAGACGGGAAGAUAUUCCACAAGGAGGAGGAGGAGGAGGAGGAGAAGGAGAAGUACUUCGAGCCGUGA
Molecule: messenger RNA, 958 nt
Organism: Acipenser ruthenus (sterlet)
Lineage: Eukaryota; Metazoa; Chordata; Actinopteri; Acipenseriformes; Acipenseridae
Product: snaclec lebecin subunit alpha-like
Exons: 4
Coding region: 350-958 (202 amino acids)
Source: RefSeq, a predicted model, not a curated record